AUGCGCGUGUUUUCUCACACAUCACGGCCCUCAUGGAUGGGUUUGCUGACCGCCGCUCUGAUGGGCACUUCAACUGUGAAAGCAGUAGAGCUGGACCUGGAUGAUGGAGACUCUAUCAAAAAGGCUGCCAAGGAGGUUGCAACCAAUAUGAUGACAUACUACACCGGCAUGAACCCAGGUGACAAUCCAGGAAACUUGCCUGAUCCCUACUACUGGUGGGAAGCCGGUGCGAUGUUCAACGCCCUAAUCGACUACUGGUUUUACACGGGCGACGAUACCUGGAACGACAUCACGAUACAGGGCAUGCUUUGGCAGGCUGGGGACAACAAAGCAUUCAUGCCGAACAAUCAGAGCAAAACAGAAGGCAAUGACGAUCAGGUAUUUUGGGGCUUUGCUGCUAUGUCGGCCGCAGAGCGGAACUUUCCCAACCCGCCAGAGGAUCAACCGCAAUGGCUUGAGAUGGCCCAGGCUGUGUUCAACACUCAAGCUCCCCGCUGGGAUCCGUCUUCCUGUGGUGGAGGUCUUCGCUGGCAGAUAUUUACCUGGAACAAUGGCUAUAACUACAAGAACACGAUCUCCACAGGCGGGUUUUUCAACCUUGCUUCCCGCCUGGCUAAGUAUACCAAAAACGAAACGUACGCAGAAUGGGCUGAAAAGGCCUGGGACUGGACCGCCGAUGUCGGAUUCAUGACCCCCGAGUAUCGCUUCUGGGAUGGAGCGAGUGACUUGAGCAACUGCACUCCCAUCAACCAGAUUGAAUGGACUUAUAAUGCCGGGGUCUACUUACUUGGUGCUGCCAAUAUGUACAAUCUGACCGAAGAACCCAAAUGGAAGGAACGCACCGAGAAGAUUAUCGAGUCUUCAAGCGUCUUCUUUGCUCAUGACCCGCCUGACGUGAUGUACGAGCGAGCCUGUGAGACGGUUAGCACAUGCAUGGUUGAUCAGCGUUCGUUCAAAGGGUAUCUUGCACGCUGGAUGGCUCAAACCACCCAAAUGGCACCCUUCACGUAUGACAAGGUCAUGAAACGAUUGAGGGCUUCUGGUCAAGCAGCUGCAAAAACCUGUACAGGAGGCUCCAAGGGAACGACUUGUGGUCUCAAAUGGACAGAUCAGAAGUGGGAUAAGACGAAAGACUUCGGUCAACAGAUGGCCGCCCUCGAAGUGAUUCAAUCAAACCUGAUCACUCGUGUAUCGGCUCCUGUCACCGAUGAUGACGGUGGCACGAGCAGGGGAAACCCGAAUGCUGGUUCUAAGCCUCCUAAGACGGUUCCUCCCGCACUGGCCUACUCGAUCACCACAGCUGACAAGGCCGGUGCAGGUAUUCUCACUGCGCUUGUGAUGAUAGGUAUCGGUCCAGACGAUGUUUUGAUCAAGUUGAACUACACCGGCCUGUGCUCAUCCGACAUUCAUAUGAUGCAGGGCGACUUAGGGGUCCCUCCCAUGUCCACAUUCGGCGUUCGAUCCCCAGGCCAUGAAGGUGCCGGUGUUGUGGUUAAGAUUGGAGCCAACGUGACAAGAUUUAAAGUGGGCGAUAGAGCCGGGAUCAAACCGAUCAUGGAUACCUGCGGUUCCUGCGGCCAUUGCUGGGAUGACAAGGAGACGUACUGUAAGGCGGCGAUUCACACUGGGUUGAUGGUAGCAGGCACGUAUCAGCAAUAUUUGGUCUCACCAGCCCGUUAUGCGUCACCAAUUCCCGAUGGGGUCUCCGAUGAAGUCGCCGCUCCUGUGAUGUGCAGUGCCAGCACAGUUUAUCGAUCCCUGAUUGAGUCAAACCUUCGUGCGGGGGCAUGGGUUGUUUUCCCUGGAGGCGGCGGCGGCGUCGGUAUCCAAGGUGUUCAGCUAGCCAAGGCAAUGGGAAUGCGUCCGGUUGUGGUGGAUACAGGAGACGCCAAGCAGAAAUUAGCCCUGGAGAUGGGCGCAGAGGCCUUUGUGGAUUUCAAAGAAGUGGCCGAUCCCACUAAGGCUGUGAUUGAGAUUGCGGACGGCAUCGGUGCGCACGGGGUGUUCGUCACAGCCCCGGCUGCAUAUAAAAAUGCUAUCUCUUUCACUGGCGAUCGGAUUGGAAGCGUUGUGAUGUGCAUCGGUCUCCCUCCUGUCGGAUCAAUGACACUAGGUGCCGAUCCCUGUGCGUUUGUUCUCAAAAAUCUCACCAUCAAAGGCACCCUUGUUGGUAGCCGGAGGGACGUGGCCAUGACAUUGGAUUUUGCGCGACGAGGGAUGCUACAGCAGAUCAGCGAAGUCUAUCCAGUGAAUCGUAUGCCCGAGGCUGUCGAAAAGCUUCGCAAGGGACAAGUGGCGGGGCGCCUUGUGGUCAACUUUAACUGGGAAGAAUAA
This is a messenger RNA of Penicillium arizonense, 2334 nucleotides long. RefSeq lists its product as uncharacterized. The record is from RefSeq and is a predicted model, not a curated record. The transcript is spliced from 5 exons. Gene Ontology annotation, biological process: carbohydrate catabolic process; fungal-type cell wall biogenesis. Bases 1 to 2334 code for a protein of 777 amino acids. Gene Ontology annotation, molecular function: mannan endo-1,6-alpha-mannosidase activity; zinc ion binding; oxidoreductase activity. Lineage: Eukaryota; Fungi; Ascomycota; Eurotiomycetes; Eurotiales; Aspergillaceae.